Messenger RNA from Lachancea sp. 'fantastica', 2103 nucleotides. NCBI's taxonomy places the organism in Eukaryota, Fungi, Ascomycota, Saccharomycetes, Saccharomycetales, Saccharomycetaceae. The record is from the annotation of a GenBank genome assembly.
AUGCAAAUAGUUGGCUGGACUCUGUGCGUGCUAUUUCUUUCUCGAUUCAUUCAAGCUGAAAAGGUCGAUGCUGUUGAACAAGAUACUAAUGAUGUGAAGUUUCCCGAACCCAUCAAUGCCGCCGAAUUUGAUGACAAGGUACCGCAACAUCUACACCUGGUGGAAUUUUACAGCCCUUACUGCCAUCAUUGCAAAACUCUUGCUCCCAUCUGGAAGAAAGCCUGGGAAGAUUUUCAUGUGGAAGGUAGUCAGCUAAACAUCUCUUUGGUUCAAGUAAAUUGCGUUGAAAGCGCUGAUUUGUGUGCAAGAGAAAAGAUUGCUGCAUAUCCGGCCAUAAAGCUUUACGGACCCGGAGGCUUCAUCAAAGACUAUCCAGAAAUAAAACGAAGUGCGGACCAUUUCAUUAAUUUUGCCCGUCAGGAAGCGCUAAAUGCCGAUAAUUUGCAGACAUCGCUGAUGAAGAGUCAAAGUAAAGAGCUGGAGGGAACUGCACUCUUGAGACUCAUAUCAGGAAAAGCUGAAGUUCCUCACCUGGUGUCAUUUUGGCCUUCGAAGGAACUUAAGUCUGUAGAUGAGGACUCAGUAGAAUUCGAAAACUGCGAUCAAUGCCAUGGUUUUCAGAAAACUUGGACCGCGCUCUCCUCCAAACUGUCGAGCGAAGACUUCGUUGCGGCCCAUGUUAAUUGUGAGGUUGAGCGGACUAUUUGUGAAGAGCUAGAAUUUGGUGACCUGGCAGAAAUAAAAAAUCAUAGAGUCGACAGAGUGCCGCGAGUCAUUCUCGUUGUUCCCCAAAAGAAAACAAGUGCUUUGUUUCACUACACCAAAGAAGAUUACACGAUAAAAGCGAUUGAAGAUUUUGCAUUGCGGACAAGUGCUAAUGCGCAGGUGCAGGAAAUCAGUGGAAAAGCUCUUCAGAAAUUAAUAACGACCCCGAUUGAAAUAAAAAAAGGCCUCAGUCAGUCUGAAGGAAGCAUACACAUUGUAUUCAAUUACGACUCUGAAAGUGUGGUCCCGCAAGAUUUCGACAUCUUGGAGCGUUUGGUUGAGCCGAUAUCUAAUAUCCCGAACGCAUACCUUCACAAAAGCGCUGACGACCUGAAGUCUCUUUCGCAUUCGUUGUUUCUCGAGAUGUACAAAAAAAUCAAUCACAUUAUUGGAGACCGCGAUCUGAUCCCCAAUAAGGAGUAUUUUACAAUGAAGUCAGAUACUCAGUUACCUACUUUUUACAUCUUCAAACAAGAGAGCCUUAUUUCUCAUGUGCUCAGCGGUUACUCCACCACAGAAACGCAUAAUCAAGAGUUGAUUUUAAACUGGGUUGACCAGAACCGCGCACCACUUUUAAGCCAACUGAUGCCAGAAAAUUACAAAGAGGUGCUCAAUUAUCAACCAAAGAUUUAUGACUUCAUGGCUAUUCAGAUCAUUGACACUUCCAGUAAUGAACAAGCGAGAAAGAGCGCGAAAUAUAUGGAGAACUUGAAAGUGAGCGCACUUGAAUACGAAUCUGAUCGCAUUAAUUUUCUUUUCAAUUCGGUCAAAGAAGGGAGGACCACGAAGGACGAAGCCGUUGAAACAUCGAAAACAAAACAAGCACCCUCUUCUGACAUUCUCACAAAAAUGAGGGAUGAGAUUGCCCGCAAUGAUGAUCACCGCGUUCAAUUCACUUACUUGGACUUGUCCCUCCACGAAUCCGUUUUGAAGGAUGCCGGACUGAAGGCAAGCAAGCGGGUUUUUAAAAAUGGUGAUGCUCUUGUGCUAAACAAAGGAACCCGGUCGUUUUUUGUCGAAAAGUCUCUGAACGGUGAAAGACUAACAACCGAGAAACCAUAUGACUUGAAAAACGUUCUUUAUGUUCUGGCUUUUGGGACGGGAGACGAAAAUAAUACCAUCAUCAAAGAAAGCUUCAAAAAUUCAGGUCAUCUUUUAACCCACGCUUUUGGCCGUUUUCAAGAGAGCUUUGGACUUUUUGGAUACCUUUUGUUAGGUGCUGUACUAGUGCUUCUAGCUAAGCUGCCCCAAGUCUGCAGAAAACAAUAUGUCAGACGCAAGUACCGCAACCGCAGGGAUGUCACAGGAAUUCUUGGAAAGCAGAAGGGUAAGGAUUAA